Molecule: messenger RNA, 1122 nt
Organism: Manis javanica (Malayan pangolin)
Lineage: Eukaryota; Metazoa; Chordata; Mammalia; Pholidota; Manidae
Gene: YIF1A
Product: Yip1 interacting factor homolog A, membrane trafficking protein
Biological process (GO): endoplasmic reticulum to Golgi vesicle-mediated transport
Cellular component (GO): endoplasmic reticulum-Golgi intermediate compartment; Golgi membrane; endoplasmic reticulum membrane
Source: RefSeq, a predicted model, not a curated record
GAGGAGCCAAUGGCAGGCGGCGGAGGAUGACGCUAUGGAUAUGGCGGCUGCGGUCGAAGAACUCGGGGACGUGUCGGGCUGCUCGGUAAUCUCUGUCGGUGUCCAGGGAACAGAGCAGCUGCCUCAUUAGGAUUCGUACCCACGAGGUGGUGCAGCAGGCCGUAGGGGAGAGCGAGCGGCGGUCAUGGCUUAUCACGCGGGCUACGGAGCCCACGGCUCCAAGCACAGAGCCCGGGCAGCUCCAGAUCCUCCUCCCCUCUUCGAUGACACAAGCAGUGGUUACUCCAGCCAGGCAGGGGGAUACCCAGCCCCAGGAGCUGAUGUGGCCUUCAAUGUCAACCACUUGCUUGGGGACCCAAUGGCCAAUAUGGCUGUGGCUUACGGCAGCUCCAUCGCAUCCCAUGGGAAGGACAUGGUGCACAAGGAGCUGCACCGUUUUGUGUCUGUGAACAAACUCAAGUAUUUUUUCGCUGUGGACACUACCUAUGUGGCCAAGAAGCUAGGGCUAUUGGUCUUCCCCUACACACACCAGAACUGGGAAGUGCAGUACAGUCGUGAUGUGCCUCUGCCCCCACGGCAGGACCUCAACGCCCCCGACCUCUAUAUCCCCACAAUGGCCUUCAUCACCUAUGUACUGCUGGCUGGGAUGGCACUGGGCAUUCAGAAAAGGUUCUCUCCAGAGAUGCUAGGUCUGUGUGCAAGCACGGCACUGGUGUGGGUCGUGAUGGAGGUGCUAGCCCUGCUCCUGGGAAUCUACGUGGCCACUGUGCGCAGUGACCUGAGCACCUUCCACCUACUGGCCUACAGUGGCUACAAAUAUGUGGGGAUGAUCCUCAGUGUGCUCACAGGGUUGCUCCUUGGCAGUGACGGCUACUACGUGGCACUAGCCUGGACUUCGUCUGCGCUCAUGUACUUCAUCGUGCGCUCCUUACGUACAGCAGCCCUGGGCCCUGACAGCAUGGGGGGCUUGGGGGCCCGGCAGCGUCUCCAGCUCUACCUGACUCUGGGAGCUGCAGCUUUCCAGCCCCUCAUCAUAUACUGGCUGACCUUCCACCUGGUCUGGUGACCCCUGGCCCCCACUAGCACUGAUUUUUCCACACAUUGAAGAUUUGAUUUCCUUGA